Pangasianodon hypophthalmus (striped catfish) is the source of this 2541-nucleotide messenger RNA. RefSeq lists its product as uncharacterized. The record is from RefSeq and is a predicted model, not a curated record. Lineage: Eukaryota; Metazoa; Chordata; Actinopteri; Siluriformes; Pangasiidae. Bases 1 to 2541 code for a protein of 846 amino acids. The transcript is spliced from 5 exons.
AUGGGCAGGAAUGGGGGAAUGGGCUCAUACACAAAAUUGGAAUUGGUGAUUCUGUGCUCGUCGAUUGUGAAAAUCUUGUCGACUCACGUUAUCGAGUGCAUCCUGCCAGCGCUCAUCGAUGCUGUAGGAAUACUGCCGGUUCUCCAUGCAGAAAUAAAGUUAAGAGAAAAAUCUGCACAGGGCCGAACCACGUCUCAGAGAUCACCAGAAGACCCAUCUGACUCUGUAUGCAGCGUCAUCGAAGGAGUUGUUACCCAAAUAAAAGAAGCAAUGAAACAGACACUCAUGACGUUUAGCUCUGUUAAAACUCCAGCUAAAAGUCAUAAGGCAAAGAGUGUGAAGAGAAACGUUGAUCCUGUAGGAGAAACCGCGAGCGACUGUUCCCUGAUCGAUGGUCUUACAGCCUCAUCCACAAACAGCAUAAUCACUGAGAUAAUACGACUUUGUUGUCCAGAUAUUUCUCACAAAAUUACAAAAGGGAAAGAACCUGACCAGCCUGUAAGCUUUCGACAGGUAAUAAACAGUAUCGUGAAGGCAAUGGAACACAUUGACAGUGUUCGCAGAUGUGCUUCCACGAGCGAUGUAUUGGGAGAAAGUGAUGAUGAGAAGAGCACUAUAUCCGACGGGAGUGAGGAGAGCAUUUUCAGUCAGCAGAUUAGGCGCAAGGCGGUGCACACUAUAAGCGAUAUUCUCCUUGAAGCAGGGGAAAAAAUCGCUUCAGCAGGGUCGCCACACUCCAACAAUGGGUCUAGUGCUGGCCCUUUAGAUGAGAUCACGAUCAUGGCAUCAUCAAUCCGUGUGCGGCCAACAGCUUCGGAAAUCACAAAGACGUUUUUGAAAGAUUUGAAAAAACAGGCGUCAUCCGAUCAGACAACUUCUGAUUCAACCAAACCAAUUUUUUCACGAAAUAGAUUUCUUUCAGCUGCCUGUAAAACCUACAGAUGUGUACAGAAGACGGUGUUUUUAUUUCUUCUAAAGGUCCAAGCAUCAGCUUCACCAGAAGAAGAGCCUCGUGCAACAUCAGGAGAAAGCGAGACUCUCAAAUCCGGAAACAGUGAUGCUUCUUCAUCAAAGCUGUCAUCAGAACAUGUCAAUCCAUCCAUGAUGAAUGUUGUGAAAGGCAGCAGCUCCUCUGUUUGUGACAAGGAGCAGCUCAGUCUCGACAUGUGCACAGAUGAAGUGAUCAGUAAAAUUUUGGGCGCGUACAGGAAGCAAGCCCAGAAACUGACCUCUGAUCACUUCCAGUCCACGUGCACUCAGUUAGUACGUGAUGUCCUUGUCAAAAAAGUGCAAAUGCUCCAUACGGGGAAAAACCCCAGGAAAAUUGUGAGAUCUCACUCUUCAGAUGUGCCUCUCAGAAAACUAUCACGUGACCUGAUAAAAUAUCUGGAUUCUGCGGCUUUGGAAAUCACACAAUCUGUUUCACGAGAAUUAAAGGAGUGUUUAGAGGAUCUGUCUAGGAACGAAACCCAAACAGGAUCCUCAAGAGUGAGCAGCAAAAGUGCUUUAGAUUAUGCAAACGUAUUGGCUCCUUUUCGUCUUUUUAGACACGUGAGAAAUAUGAUUAAGAAUACGUUCUCCACAGUAAAUGAUGCCAGACAGUCAAACAUAAGCGUUGGAACAACAUCUGGCUAUGAUGAGACAAGCUUUGAGCCGGUCACGGAAAUCUUGAUCAGAGAAGAUGGCACCAUUGUUAAGAAAUCCUCCUGGGAUCAUGAAGGUUUCUCCCGAGGCUUCGCCCAACGUCAGUCUCGAAUUGCGAACUCGGCCAUAAACCAGCUGAAGAGUGUGUUGUCUAGUAACUCCACCAUGCAGCAUCAUGCGCUAGUCAUCACAAAUGCAAUCUCAACCAUUCUGAGAAAUAUGACUGAAGCACCAAAUAUUGGAAGGAGGUUCUCAGAGUCGGUUCUAAUGGAAGCAUUUUCACACAAUCGUGUGUUCGGGGCUCGUGGUAUUUCCCCGCUAGUCCACAGCUUUGUACUGGAGUUUAUUAAACAUUUAGUCCAUUACUUAUCGAGCACAGAAUCAGCGUUUUUACAGAUGGCUGUUCAGACAGAGUUGUUGACUUUCCACACGUUAACACCAGACCCUGAGAAAGCCAUUACCGUGGCACUAAGUGAAUUGAGAAAAAGUCUUACAUAUUUCGUGGUGAAAUCCACUGACACAUCAGCCACGCCCAUAAACGGGAUGCCAAGUGCUCAGAAUAUGAACACACUGGAUGAGCUGAAUGCUCACAGUCAGGAGAGCCAAUUUAGUGUCUUGGAUAAUGAGUGCUCCUGCCCAAGUGUUGGACGUUCUGCUGGGAGGAGGAGGAGGAUCGCGAUUCACUUCACUGUUGGGAAAGAAGCUUCCUGGAUCAGCGAUCCUGAGAAGAGUGAAAAAUCGAAAAAUGGGAGCUGCCCUGCUGGUCAUCAGGAAAUCCACUCUUGGGAUGAACUGAAUGGUAAUAAUGAUUGGUUAGGAGAGACAGCUGCCAGUUGUCUGCGCAGGAAGUUUGCACCUUUCUCCAGCGCCAUGAGAAAACUGUUCAAGUCUCGCUGA